Messenger RNA from Fragaria vesca subsp. vesca, 1616 nucleotides. Its product is annotated as probable WRKY transcription factor 53-like. The record is from RefSeq and is a predicted model, not a curated record. The coding region runs from base 330 to 1397 and encodes 355 amino acids. Gene Ontology annotation, cellular component: nucleus. The transcript has 3 exons. NCBI's taxonomy places the organism in Eukaryota, Viridiplantae, Streptophyta, Magnoliopsida, Rosales, Rosaceae. Gene Ontology annotation, biological process: regulation of DNA-templated transcription. Gene Ontology annotation, molecular function: transcription cis-regulatory region binding; DNA-binding transcription factor activity.
AAACACAACUCUCUCACUCUCUCUCUCUCUCUUUGCCUCUGCAGCUUCACAUACUCAAUACCCUUCUUCUGUUCUCUGCCCAACUCAGUUCCUUGCAAGCUACUUCCAUGUUCAUAGCUUCUUCCUCUAAAAAACAAUCCGGGUCCUCAAGAUCUCGUUGGCUUCUUCAACUCUUGCUGCAAAGUUUGAAGCUUUUUGCUUCUUGAAAAUCCGAGAUUAUGAUGAUGUGCUGAUAUUGUAGCUGCAUAGUGCUGUUUCAGAUACGUACCUAGUUCAGUUCUGUGAUAUAGUUUGCGGCACAGUCCCUGUUGAGAUACAGAAUUGCAGAAAUGGAUACUGCUAGUAAGAGCUGGGAGCAGAAGUCACUGGUGGGGGAGAUCAUUGAAGGGAUGGAGCUAGCACAACAGUUAAGGCUGAGUCUGAAUGCAACAUCAGCUUCAUCAGAAAACAGGGAAUUUUUAGUGCAGAGGAUAUUGACCUCAUACGAAAAGGCCCUCUUACUACUGCAGUUGAGUGGCUCGCCUCAGACAUCUCAAUCGGCUGUGCUUCAGGAUUUUCGUAUGUCUGCCAACACAAGUCCUUGUGGUGAUGACUAUAACCACAUGAGUUUCAAGGAUCAUCAGGACCUGCAAGAAAUCUCCAAAAAGAGAAAGAGCAUGGCCAAAUGGACUGACCAUGUCAUAAGGGUUAGCUCUGAGAAUGGGAUUGAAGGAUCUCAGGAAGACGGCCACAGCUGGAGAAAAUAUGGGCAGAAAGAUAUUCUAGGAGCCAAAUAUCCUAGAAGCUAUUAUAGAUGCACCUUUAGGAACACACAAAGCUGCUGGGCUACAAAGCAAGUGCAGAGAGCAGAUGAAGACCCAACCAUAUUUGAAAUCACAUACAAAGGAAAGCAUACCUGCUCUCAUGGCAGCAAUUCAGUUCCACCACCACCAUCACCAGAACAGCAAGAGCAAAAAAGACACAAGCGCGAGAACGUUUCUGAACCACAGCAGUCUCAAGUGACUCAAAUGAGCUUUCCAACUAAUCUGAGGGUCGACACUGAGAAUUUGGAAGACAAAGAGAUGAUGGAAUCUCCAUUCUCUUUUACUUCGACUUCAUUUGGAUGCAUGCCGAGUGGAGAUGACUUCCUAUCUUCAAUGUUUGAUAAUGAGAAUUUCUUUGGCAAUUUCUCUCAACCUUUGCUAUCUCCAGCUGCAGGCGAAUCAAAUUACUACUUGGCACCACCAAGCCAAAUGAGAAACAUUGCAGUAAAUGAGCAACUUUCAGGAUCUGAUCUCACUGAGAUAAUCUCAGCCACCAAUUCCAGAACCAAUUCUCCAAUCCCAGACAUGGAUUUCCCAUUGGAUCUAGUGGAACUCGACCCCAAUUUCCCAUUUGAUACUCCAGGAUUUUUCUGAUAAUUCUACUUAGGUUUCAGGAUAAAAAUAAGUAGCAUUUAGGUUGCUGCUAGAUUGUUAGAAGUCUUGGAUCAACCAUGUACUAUACGAGAGGAAGAAGACUUGUAAAACAUAAGAGUUUCUUUCUGAUGUUGGCCAAGUGUAGGAUUGAUUAUUAAAACAAGUUUUCUAAGUAGUUUUCUUUUAAUUCCACUUGAAUCUUCCUAAUUGGUUCACAAU